UGCAGUCGUGCUGCUGACGCGUAUAUUUGUUUAUUACAAAUUAGAAUUUAGCGCGGCGCAAGCCGUUGCUAGUCGUUUUUUUUUUUUAAUCGCUAUGAGUGAACAACUCGUGGCGAAUGAGCUGCUGGCGUUCCUGCAGCAGAAGCUGGACGUGAUGGACGAGGUGUCCGCUGUCCAGAUCUGCGCGUCGAACUUCAGCGAGGAUGACGUCGCUGCUGCAAAGCAGCUGCUGUACCGGUUGCUCAACAAGAGCGACCAGAUGGUGUCCCGCCGGCGUGACGGGACAAAGAAGAGCAUUCAGGACAUCAUUACGCUGCUAAAGGAGACCGAUCCAGACGACGUGCCGACGUUUGUGGCCAAGGAUCUGAAUAAGCUUCCGCCCGUCACCUUCAACCACGUCGACGUUACGAGCCUGCUGAAAGACAUCGUCUUUCUAAAGGCAAGUCUUGCGGAUGUACAGAAGAAGUUAGAUGCAUCCCAAAUUACAGUCGCCGAUUUGCGCAGCGAACUUAAUGAGUUGCGUAAAUCGGUGACUGUAACUGGGUCACCUGUGGGUGCAUCGAACGUAAAUAUGCGGUGCGGAGCGUGCCUCGAUAUAUCGGGUGCAAGUUUCGCGUCAGCAGUGUUGUCGCCAUCGCCGCUGUCACCGCCGAAUGCUGAGUCGGCACAGUGCGCGCCUCGUGCGCCCCGCUGCCCCGCUCCCGUCCCUGCGGCUCCUCCGCUCGCCGCCGCUCGACCGCUCGAUCAGCUGCUCGUUUCUGCAGCGUCGACGGAACAUCAAAAUGUACGUCGAGACUACGCUAGCGUCACCGGUAGCAAAAUUGAUGCUACGAAGAAGCCCGUGCCCGUAAAGGGACAGAAUCGGGCUGACGAUGAGGGGUUCGUUACGGUGCAAAGGAGGAAGCGCCGUCAGCGAACCAACAAGAAUCGUUGCGGCACGGCUCCUAUUGAGCCAAACAUCAAAAUUCGUGCCGCCAAGCCGAACACCCCGGUGUACAUCUCUCGCCUACACUACACCACUAAGGCGGAGGACAUCGUAGAGUACGUGCGUCAGAAGCUGAAGUACGCCCCGAGAGUGCAGCUGCUGGAGUCGCGCCAUAACGCCAAUUUCAAGGCGUUCGUGGUGCGAGUGCCGACGUGUUUCCUGCACCUCGUGUUGGACGAAAACUUCUGGCCACAGGACGUGGUGUUCCGUCGCUUCCGCGGACAAGUGCCACAGGACCGCACAGUGACAUAGUGCAUAAGUGAAGUGCUACUAACAUAGUUUUAAGUUUUUAUUUACUAACAAUUUUGUAUAUCAUAUGUAUGCUAGUUUUAAGGUAUUUAUCUAUGGGCCUUUGAUGCCUGAGAAUAAAGAUGAUUUGAUUUGAUUUGAUUUGA
Messenger RNA from Helicoverpa zea (corn earworm), 1380 nucleotides. RefSeq lists its product as uncharacterized. The transcript has 2 exons. The record is from RefSeq and is a predicted model, not a curated record. Lineage: Eukaryota; Metazoa; Arthropoda; Insecta; Lepidoptera; Noctuidae. The coding region runs from base 95 to 1237 and encodes 380 amino acids.